AUGAGUCGUGGUUUAAAAUUUGAGCGUCUACUUCAACGUCUCGAAACAUGUUCUAAAAGUAUCAUGUACCGCGAUGAAAUCAAUUUGCUUGCACAACGAAUUAAACAAAUGGACUCAAUUAUGAGACCACUUCAAUUUUAUCCGACCUAUGUUUUCGAUGACACAAAGCAUGUAGUAGAUGUGGUCGCUAAGGAAUAUCUUGACAAAGCGACUGUUGACAUACAUCACCUUGUUCCUGCUGACGUUCCUGGAGAUGGAAAUUGUUUAUAUAAUUCAAUUGUUCUUUUGAUGAAUAAUCCACUAGUGACAGCUAGUGAAUUGCGAGUUCGAACUGUUAUUGAACUUAUAACUAAUGAAAACUAUUACGAUGCCAUGUGUGCACAAUAUGCAGGAAAUACCGAUAUUAUUAUUCAAGCAGCUUGCAAAAAGGGAAUGUAUUCUGAAAUACACGAAGUUGCUGCAUUAUGCAAUGUAGUACAAUGCAACAUCCGAAGUGUGUUUCCAAGAAUUGAUUUUGAAUACUAUAAAGCAAUUUGGGAUAGCGUCUUUGCACCUAUUUCACCUGUUAUUGGAAAUUGUACCAUUGUAAUCUUAUGGUCAAGUACUUUGCACGAAAAAGAUGUUCGAGAAACGUAUGGUGGCACAUGGACACCAAAUCAUUUUGUUCCACUUCUGUCCCCGCCUAUUCUUAAUGAAGUCAACAGUCAAUCAACAUCACUUGUUGUAACACCUGAAAAGAGAACUGUCAAAAACAAUAGUAUUACCCAAAUAAGAAUACCUGAAUUUCAAUCUUCUCCGAGCAGACGACGACGAAAUGAAAAUAACACCGGCAAUGAUUUCAUUCAAACAGACGUUUCAAUGGAAAUGGAAACAGAAAAGAACGAUAAGAAAGAAAGACGUAAAAUUCAACUUCAGAAGAAAAGAGAACGAAGUCGAUCCACUCGAAUGAACGAAACAGCAGAGCAACGAGAAAUUCGUCUACAGAAAGACGGAGAACGAAGUCAAACCAAUAGAACCAAUGAAACAGAAGAGGGACGUAGAAUUCGUCUACAGAAAGAAAAAGAACGAACUCAAGCAAAUAGAGCUAAGAAGAAGCACAAAACUAUUAGUGGCGGACAAGACUUUAUUCGCUCACUUUGGCCUGAACCAAUUUCUCGGGAUUUAAAAGAAACUCGUUUGCAGCAAUUUCUAGAACAGAUGUCUAUGUUACAAUUAGCUGAGGUCAUUUGUGCAGUUUGUAAUAUUCGCACUCCAGCAAAAGACUCGAAGAAAAUAUCCAUCUCAAAAAUUCCUAAUAUGGAUUUGCUGAAAGUUUCUGAAGAACUCAGAAUUCUAAUUAAAAAUUCAAUGGAAAAUACUGUCACUCACAUUGAUGAUAAUAAUACACAUACAACAUCACAUAUUAAAAAUCAGUCAAAUUUUGGUUCGUCAUCUUUCUUCUGUGAAAACGAUAUUAUUUUGUACAAAAAUGGCUUGCUUGAAACAAACAGAAUAGGAAAUAUGAAUAAACAAUGCGUUUUUUGCACUAUGUUGUGUGCAAGUUAUUGUUGCUCACAAUGUCAUCAAAUGAAUCGUGGUUUAAAAUUUGAGCGUCUACUUCAACGUCUAGAAACAUGUUCUAAAAGUAUCAUGUACCGCGAUGAAAUCAAUUCACUUGCACAACGAAUUAAACAAAUGGACUCAAUUAUGAGACCACUUCAAUUCUAUCCGACCUAUGUUUUCGAUGAAACAAAGCAUGUAGUAGAUGUGGUCGCUAAGGAAUAUCUUGACAAAGCGACUGUUGACAUACAUCACCUUGUUCCUGUUGACGUUCCUGGUGAUGGAAAUUGUUUAUAUAAUUCAAUUGUUCUUUUGAUGAAUAAUCCAUUAGUGACAGCUAGUGAAUUGCGAGUUCGAACUGUUAUUGAACUUAUAACUAACGAAAACUAUUACGAUGCCUUGUGUGCACAAUAUGCAGGAAAUACCGAUAUUAUUAUUCAAGCAGCUUGCCAAAAGGGAAUGUAUUCUGAAAUACAUGAAGUUGCUGCAUUAUGCAAUGUACUACAAUGCAACAUACGAAGCGUUUAUCCAAGAAUUGAUUUUGAAUACUAUAAAGCAAUUUGGGACAGCGUCUUUGCACCUAUUCCACCUGUUAUUGGAAAUUGUACCAUUGUAAUCUUAUGGUCAAGUACUUUGUACAAAAAAGAUGUUCGAGAAACGUAUGGUGGCACAUGGAGACCAAGUCAUUUUGUUCCACUUCUGUCCCCACCUAUUCUUAAUGAAGUCAACAGUCAAUCAACAUCACUUGUUGUAACACUUGAAAAGAGAACGGUCAAAAACAAUACUAUUACUCAAAUAAGAAUACCUGAAUUUCAAUCUUCUCCGAGCAGACGACGACGAAAUGAAAAUAACAUCGGCAAUGAUUUCAUCCAAACAGAAACUUCAAUGGAAAUGGAAACAGAAAAGAACGAUAAGGAAGAAAGACGUAAAAUUCAACUUCAGAAGAAAAGAGAACGAAGCCGAUCCACUCGAAUGAACGAAACAGCAGAGCAACGAGAAAUUCGUCUACAGAAAGACAGAGAACGGACUCAAGCCAAUAGAAUGAUUGAAACAGAAGAGCAACGAGAAAUUCGUUUACAGAAAGACAGAGAAUGGACUCAAGCCAAUAGAAUGACUGAAACAGAAGAAAGACGAGAAAUUCGUCUACAGAAAGACAGAGAACGAAGUCAAACCAAUAGAGCCAAUGAAACAGAAGAGGAGCGCGGAAUUCGUCUAAAGAAAGACAGAGAACGAACUCAAACCAAUAGAACCAAUGAAACAGAAGAGGGACGUCGAAUCCGUCUACAGAAAGAAAAAGAACGAACUCAAGCAAAUAGAGCUAAGAAGAAGCACAAAACUAUUGGUGGUGGGCAAGACUUUAUUCGCUCACUUUGGCCUGAACCAAUUUCUCGGGAUUUAAAAGAAACUCGUUUGCAGCAAUUUUUAGAACAGAUGUCUAUGUCACAAUUAGCUGAGGUCACUUGUGCAGUUUGUAAUAUUCGCACUCCAGCAAAAGACUCGAAGAAAAUACCCAUCUCAAAGAUUCUUAAUAUGGAUUUGCUGAAAGUUUCUGAAGAACUCAGAAUUUUAAUUAAAAAUUCAAUGAAAAAUAUUGCCAAUCACAUUGAUGAUAACAGUACACAUACAACAUCACAUAUUAAAAAUCAGUCAAAUUUUGGUUCGUCAUCUUUCUUCUGUGAAAACGAUAUUAUUUUGUACAAAAAUGGCUUGCUUGAAACAAACAGAGUAAAAAUGUGCAUCCUUUGUCAAAAAUGCCACACUUCGCUUUCGAAAGAAAAAAUACCGAAGUUUUCAGUUGCUAACAACAUGUGGUUAGGUGAUAUACCUAAAGAAUUACAAGGAUUGACGAUUCCAGAAGAGAAACUAAUAUCACUCUAUCGUCACAAUAGUUGUAUAAUAAAACUUCAAUCGCCUUUUCAUUCAACCACAACUGCUCAAACAGCAUUGAAAGGAAACUGUAUUACUUUCCUUCAAAAUGUACCAAAUAUCGUCACUAGUUUACCACUCACACUCUCUGAUCUUUGUGAUACGCUUAAAGUAAUCUUUAUCGGAGCUCGACCACCUGAUCGUCUUCAUCUUCGAAAGGUAUUAACCGUACGCAAGAAGAAAAUUACUGCAGCAUUACAAUGGUUGAAAAAAUAUAACAUACUUUAUCAGAACAUCAAUAUAAAUCUCGAUAAUAUUGCUCAAUGA
Adineta ricciae is the source of this 3732-nucleotide messenger RNA. Lineage: Eukaryota; Metazoa; Rotifera; Eurotatoria; Adinetida; Adinetidae. The record is from the annotation of a GenBank genome assembly.